This is a messenger RNA of Asparagus officinalis (garden asparagus), 927 nucleotides long. Its product is annotated as GTP-binding protein SAR1A-like. The coding region runs from base 135 to 716 and encodes 193 amino acids. The transcript has 3 exons. Lineage: Eukaryota; Viridiplantae; Streptophyta; Magnoliopsida; Asparagales; Asparagaceae. Gene Ontology annotation, molecular function: GTPase activity; GTP binding. Gene Ontology annotation, biological process: intracellular protein transport; membrane organization; endoplasmic reticulum to Golgi vesicle-mediated transport. The record is from RefSeq and is a predicted model, not a curated record. Gene Ontology annotation, cellular component: endoplasmic reticulum exit site; COPII vesicle coat.
AAUAAAGAAGGGCACGUAAUCAAAUCGACCGUUUCUCUCUCUAGGGUUUCUCUCACUCUCUCUACAGGAUCUCGAUUUCUUGGGAAUUCCGGCGAUCAGAUCGCCGGAUCUGCUCGAAUUCGCAUUGAGAAGCGAUGUUUCUUGUCGAUUGGUUCUAUGGCGUGCUCGCGUCGUUGGGAUUGUGGCAGAAAGAGGCCAAGAUCUUGUUUCUAGGGCUCGAUAACGCGGGAAAGACCACGCUUCUUCACAUGCUCAAGGACGAGAGAUUGGUUCAGCAUCAGCCGACGCAGCAUCCGACGUCGGAGGAGCUGAGCAUUGGGAAGAUAAAGUUUAAAGCUUUUGAUCUUGGAGGUCACCAUAUCGCUCGGCGCGUUUGGAAGGAUUAUUAUGCUAAGGUGGACGCUGUGGUUUAUCUAGUGGAUGCAUAUGACAGAGAGAGGUUUGCGGAAUCAAAGAAGGAGCUCGAUGCACUCCUCUCAGAUGACUCCCUCGCAAACGUCCCCUUUCUCAUUCUAGGAAACAAGAUAGACAUCGCAGCUGCAGCAUCGGAGGAGGAGCUGCGCUUCCACCUUGGUUUGAGCAACUUCACCACCGGAAAGGGCAAGGUCAAUCUCGUAGACUCCAAUGUGCGCCCCCUCGAGAUCUUUAUGUGCAGUAUCGUUCGCAAGAUGGGAUAUGGUGAUGGCUUCAAGUGGCUCUCCCAGUACAUCAAGUAGCGAGUAACUACUUGGGUGAAGAAUCCCUCUGUAGGCAUGUUUUCCUUUUUAUAUUUUGCAUGCUUUUUUUUUAUUUUGUUCUUGAUUAAAUGAAUUAAAAAGCUGCUUCUGUUAUAUUUAGAACAGAAUGGAGGCGAUGUAAAGCAGAAACUCGAUAUCGUUAUCUUCUGAUACAGCGGUCUUUCCUGCAGUCGUCGGGUUUUAUUUCUUC